ACUUACCCAAAACUAGUCACCAUCAGUUCCAAGAAUGAUUAGGCAGUAACUAUAAAUAAGCACGCUCCGAUUUAGUAUCUACCAUUCAAAAAAGACGAAGAAACAUGAAGCUCAACUAACUGCUAUUGUGAAGGCUGAUGGAUGACGAAGAAGAAAUUGCCGUAGUUGGUAUAGGCUGUAGGUUUCCAGGAGCAGACAACGCCGAGGAAUUUUGGCGCGUGCUCGUAAAUGGUGAAAACCAUGUCAAAGAGAUACCAAAGGACAGAUGGAACAACGAAGCCUUCUACAAUAAAGAUAAAGAUGCCGUUGGGAAGAGUUAUGUUACAAAGGCAGGUCUUCUUAAGGAUCAUGAUAUGUGGGACAACAAGCUAUUUGGAGUAAGUGAUGUUGAAGCUGCAAAAAUCGACCCGCAGCAAAGAUAUGUUCUUGAAUGUGUCCACAUGGCUAUGGAGGAUGGGGGCUUCACAAGAACCAAGAUGAGCGGGACACAGACUGGUGUUUAUAUAGGUUGCAUGAACGACGAUUACAAGAUAUUAAGCUCACAGGACCCACCAGGCACCACAAACUACAGCGCAACUGGUAUGUCCACCACAGUAAUAUCUGCCAGAGUGUCUUACGUGUUCAACCUUCACGGGCCUUGUUUAACCGUAGAUACGGCCUGCUCCUCUGCAAUGAUGGCUAUUCACCUUGGAUGCCAGGCUAUAAGAUCAGGUGAUUGCGCUCAGGCCAUUUGCGGUGGAGUUAGCAGCAUCAUGUAUCCAGACAUGUUUAUAGCAUUAAGUAAAGCCAGAAUGAUGUCAGCUGUUGGCCAGUGCCAGACCUUCUGCAAUACAGCCGACGGAUAUGCCAGAGGAGAAGGGUGCGGUGUGGUUAUUCUCAAACCACUUAAACAGGCAAUACACGACCAUGACAAGGUAUGGGGAGUCAUAGUAACAGGCACAAACCAAGACGGUAGAGCAUCACAACCCAUUACUGCGCCAUCAGGAAGCCAGCAGCAUGCUUUAUUUAAGCACGUUUACACCAAAUACGACAUCGAUCCAUCAACUGUGCAGUACAUAGAGGCUCACGGAACUGGAACACCCAUCGGAGACCCUACGGAGACAAAUGCAUUGGGAUCGUUCUUUUCAGAAUGUCGAAGUCAAAAAGCAAAUCCACUAUUAAUAGGAUCAGUUAAAACGAAUAUUGGCCACACUGAAUCCGCUGCAGGGGUAGCUGGUCUUAUCAAAGUACUCCUAAUGAUGAAGGAAGGGCAAUUUGUUCCAUCGCUUCAUCUUCAACGCGAUAAAGGGAAUAUCAACAAGGGAAUAGAACUUGAGAAGCUCAACAUUGACAUUCCCGUUGAUGUGUCAGAAUGGAAAGCAAACGAAAUGGGGCAACGAGUUGCUUGCGUUAAUUCGUUUGGGUUUGGAGGCUCGAAUUGUCAUGCUGUUGUGAAGAGUUCUGAGAUGCAUGGAAGUAAUUGUUCUACAGCAGACACCACUCCACUAUUAUUCGGUAUAUCCGGAAUUGACAGGAAAUCACUUGAAAUGAAUUUAGAAGUAUUUAUCAAAAACAUUUCUGAAAGAAAAGUUGACCUCAAAGAUGUCUCAUACACUUCUCUAAUACGGAGAGACCAUUUCCUACAUCGCACAAUUGUUGCAGGCUCAACAAUCGAGGAAAUUAAAAAAGAUGCACAUCGCAAGAUAACAAUGCCCCCACAACGCAAACAUACAAAUAUUAAUAUUGUGUUUGUCUUAUGUGGCGUUGGAACGACAUGGACUGGCAUGGGAUGCCAAUUUAUGACAAACUUGAAAUUCAGAAAAACAGUUCAAGAAAUCGAUGAGUUUCUACAACCUCUCGCGGACCUACGACUUUCCGACCUGUUUAGCAGCAAGGAAACGCAAUACGACGAUCCAUUUCUCAAUCACGUUGCAAUUUUUGCUGUUCAGGUUGCUCUUGCAAAUGUAUGGAUAGACUUUGGAGUAGAACCAGACGUCAUUAUUGGCCAGUCCGUUGGAGAAGUCGCAGCGGCUCAUAUUUCUGGGCGCAUUGAAUUGGAAGAAGCUGUACGAGUCAUAGUUCAUCGAUCUAAGAUACUAGCCAAACAUCAAAAUGGAUCAAUGAUGGUGGUCAAAGGAGUAGAUAUGAAUGAUUUAGAGACGAUUUGCACACACCACAUCAAUACCAGUAUUGCUGUUUACAGUAGUCCCGUUGGUUGCACAUUGUCGGGCGACAGUUUAGAAAUAGAAGUCAUUAAGACACGUUUAGAGAAAUACAAGGCUACAGAAACAAACAGAAACAUUUUGAUUAGAAAGCUUGGCGUUGCAACUGCAUAUCACAGCCCUUUGGUUGAAUCUUGCAGAGAAGAAAUCAUCGAAACGAUUGGUAAAAUACAACACAGACAAAAACUCAAAUAUAACAUCAUUUCGACCGUGACGGCAGAAGUUGCUUCGGAUACAGAUUUCACAACAGGCGAGUACUGGGCCAAGAAUGUCCGACAACCUGUUUUGUUUUAUCAGAGUGUAAAACGAGCUGCAUCAAAUACAAAACAUAACAUCUUUCUUGAAAUUGGACCAAAGCCGGUGCUCAAAGCUCAUCUUGCAGAUAUUUUCGAGGAAGGAUCGUUUAAUUGUCAACAGUCAAUGAACUUCAACAAAGAAUUCUCAUGCAUGUUUGACUCGUUGUCGAAUCUUUUCCAGACUGGGGUUGAACUAAAUUGGAUGAAUUUGUUUUCUGGAUGGAGAAGCCCAAUCUCUAUACCGAAAUACAACUUUCAAAAAUCAAAAACAUUGCAUGUGUCUGAAAAAAUGAAACAGUAUGUUGAAGGUAUAAAAUCCGACGGAAAUACUUCACAUAUGUUCAUGACAUCAAUGUUAAACGGAACAGAAACAAAAUUUGAAGCUCAUCUUUCAAAUUCAAGGACACCAUUUGUCUUUGAACAUCGCAUGUCAGGUACAAUUUUGGUACCUGGGGCAACAUACAUCGAUGCUGCACUUUUCGUUGGAAUGAAUGUUCUGGGAAAAAGUGCAUUUAGUUUGUCAGUUUCAGUUGACUUUGUCAACCCUGUAACAUUACAACCAAACGAUGAAUCUAUUCUUGACAUUUCAACAAGUAUAGAAAAAGGGUCAAUUGUCCAUUUCCGGUGCCGAAACAAAAUGGGGGUUGUUGUUGCAAAGGGAAAAGUAUUUCCUAGAGAGACGAAGGGAACGAAACAAGUACAGCUUCAAUCCCUCUUCAACAAAUGCCAAAAAGUGAAGGACAAAAGUUCAGUUUAUCAAGCGCUGAGAGGUUUGCAGUUUGAAUAUGGCCCCUCACUUGCUUUGAUUGAAAAAUCAUGGUGCUCUGCUACUGAAUGUAUUUCUGAAAUUUUCAUCCCAGCCAAUAUUGCAAGAGAAGUACAAAAGACCAUUAUUCAUCCUGCAAUUGUUGAUGCAAUGUUUCAGACUUUUGCAAAUUUUAUCAAUGAAAACCUUGAUAUUGCUUUGCCAAAGGGCAGUGAAAGAAUCACCUUGUUUGGGCCAAUCGAUCCAGAAGAGACAACGUUAUACGUGUACGUGAAGUUAGUAAGUCAAACUUACAACGAGUAUCACUUCAAUCUAGUCUUAGUCAAUCCUGGAGGAUCUGUUUUACUAGAGAUUCUAGACUUUUACACACGCACACUAGAGGAAAGCACCAAAUACAAACACACCUACAUUGUCGGAAAGACGUCUCUUGACGUUUCUAGAACUACAGAACAAAGAGGAGGCAUGUUUUAUUCCACAAAGCCGCUGGAUAAUAAAACAUGGUUUUCAAAGUUUGUUGAAACUCAAGGAAUUCUUUGCAUAGAAGAAACUGAAAGCACUAUCGAACAGCAAAGCAAUCUUAAACCAUCAGCAGCUCUUUUUUACGCCAACCAGCCGCUUGUUGCGCAAGACAAUCUCUCAUCUUCUGCUGCUAGAGGAUUCUUUAGAUUCCGAGAGUUUCUUGGUUGGUGUCAGAAGAACGAACUGCAAUGCCCUAUAUACGUCAUCACAGAUAACACUCAAGACCAUUUCUACAAAACUCAAACUUGUGUGAAUGUAGAAGGCAGCCACAUGUGGGGAUUGGUACGUGCCUUACGCCACGAAAAAGUUCAUUUGGAUCUCCGCUUAGUUGAUGUCGAUGAAAACGAUUUGGAUUUAGACACGUUGAUUACCGUGUUUAGGUCAAGGGAUAGUGCAAACGCAGAACUGAUUGUAUCUGGAACCUCUGUGUACCAUAUCAGCAUUUCCCGUGUUCACCUUAACAACAUAGGCAGAACAAGAGAAAUAUCAAAGGACUUGGAAUCAAGUGCAUGUUUUCUAUCGAAAUCACUUGAACAUGUCAAAGAACCAUUUCUAGCUGAUACAAAGCUCCGGGAUGCACCAGCACAGGAUAUUAAUGCAUCAAGGGUUGCGAUAACAUCAAUGUGCCUUCAUCCUUUGACGACAUUUUUCCAAACGAUUGGAAUAGAUAUUCACGAAAUUUGGCCUGACAUAAUUUUUCAAAGCCACAAUGUUAUAGCCUUAGAAGGAAAAGGGCUCUUGAAAGAAACCGAUUCCCAUGAUAUCGAGAUAGGUUUCUUAUACCCUGUUCCAGUUCAAUAUCCAAUUGUUCACAUACCGAAAGAAUGUACUUGGCCUUUGUCAAAAUAUUCCCCGACACCUGGUGUUUUACUUCAUGCCAUCCUGCUAGAAAAGAUUAUCCAAAACAUCCAAGACGGAUCCCACGUCCUUUUGUUUGGAAAUUCAACUAUGAAUGGGCAAUGUGUUAAAGACGUUUUUGUUCAAAUGAGUGCAACGAAAUCAUGUGAAAUCGAAUUUGUUGAUAUAAAGAGCGUCGAACAUAUUCAAAGCAGUAAGGUUGGUAAAACUAUUGUUCCUCUCGUACGAUUUUCAUCAAUUGACAUCGACAAAGUCAUUAACAAAUGCAAAAACAAAACAAGCAUCGUGGCUUUAUCAGGAAAUGUAUCCGUCAAUCUCCAGGCGUAUAUUCGGAUGACUUAUCCAACAGUGGCCCUUGUUGUAGUUUCUCCAGCAGACAUUUUCGUUGCGCAAGGAUUGCGUAAAUGUGUUCAAUCCACAUUGCAAAACAUUUCAAGAAACGGUUUGGAAUCCAAUACAGACAUAGCCAAUAUGUUUGAAACGUCCGUUGUACAAACACUUGAUAUACAACAAGACGCAAACAUAUCCCACAAAGUCGAAAUGACAGGUCUGUUUCGAAAGUGCGGUUGUUACAUUGUAGUUGGAGGGUUGACCGGCCUUGGCCGUGUUCUGGUGAAAUAUAUUGCAGAAUCAGGAGCCGGUCAUAUUGCAAUAUUUUCUAGGAGCCCGCCAAGUGAUGAACAAAAGCAGUACUUCAAAGACUUAGAAACAGGGUGUUCUUGUACAAUACAUACACUACAAGUUGAUGUUACCGAUUUAGAGUCACUGUACCUGGCUAGAAAAUCAGUAUGUGACGCAUUAAACGGUGUCCCAAUACGUGGUAUUUUUCAAGGUGCUGGUGUUCUGGUCGAUGCAAUUUAUGAAGAUCAGACAGAAGAAACGCUUGUGAAAGUUCUCAAGCCAAAACUUGAUGGAACGUGGAAUUUACACGUAUCUUUUAAGGACUUGCCUCUGGAUUACUUCGUAAUGCAUUCGUCAGUGACAUCCUUGUUGGGAAACCCUGGACAAACAAACUAUGCAGCAGCCAAUAGCUUUCUUGACAGUAUGGCACUUUAUAGACGAUCACAAGGAAUGAGCGGCCAGUCGAUAAAUUGGGGCGCAUUGGCAGUAGGGAUGGCGGUAGAAGACGAAAAGGUUGCCAAUAAAUUGCAAAACCUAGGAAUAGGAAUUCUAUCCGAACAAAAAACAAAGGAAUAUUUUACGGAUGCGCUUCUGUGCAAUGAGACAAACAUCUGUUUUGCUGACCUUAAAUGGGAAGUUCUAUCACAUUCCAGUGCAGUUAAAAAUGAAAAGGUCAAGUUCAGUGGACUUCUCAAAACCGGUGUGACCGAUGCUGUAAAACUCCACAACCAAGAGGAGAAACACAGUUUGCAUCAGAUAAAAAGUCUGACUUUACGUGGAAAAAGGUCUGCAGUUCGAAAAAUCAUAUUGUCAAUCAUUAGUGAGCAGUUUGUUAGCGAUACUACAAAACUUGAAGAUGAUCAAACAUUUUUUGACCUAGGAGUUGACUCCUUGUCUGCAACAGGGUUUCUAAAUAGCUUACGAACGAUUUUCAGUGUUCAAUAUCCUGUAGUCAAAAUAAUGUCAGGCUCAACUACAAUACGGGAUGUUGUAGACUUUUGCUGCGAGCGAUUGGUGGUUUCGGAAACACAAGAAAACCACUUCACGGAAAACUAUUCAGAAGAGUCAAACGGAAAACCUGCAGUCACUCAGAUUCCCGAAUUAAUGAGUUAUCGCCAUUUUAAGUACGACCCUGGCCUCACGUACAUGACUGAUAUCGAAAUUAGAGGAAUGGCAUUGACAACUGAAAAUUUCAAGAACUGUAUUGCACAUUUAUUGUCUCGUUUCCGUGAACUACGAUGCCAUAUAAAGCAAGAAGGCGACGAUAAUUUUGUUGUAGUCGAAGAUGACACCGUUGCUGCACUCAACAGAAUUCCGUUGGAAAGCGUUCCUUUCAACCAAAUGCUUGACAAAUUCACAGAAGCUCGUGAUCAGAGAGACACUAUAACAUUUGAUUUAGACACUCAGUAUCCAAUAAAAUUUCAGAUUGGCCAAACAAGCAGCUGCACACUCGUUCGUCUAAGUGUUCACAAGGUUGUGUCUGAUAUGACGUCAAUUUCGUUGAUUUUCAAGGAAAUGAAAACAUAUUUAGACUCACUACAGCAAAACAAGUCCAUAAAUGCACACUUCAGCGAAAUUCACCCGAGGAAAGCCAUUAACGAAACAGUUCGUGUCAAAAGAAAAGCAUGUCUAAAUUACUGGAAACAAAGGAUAGAAUUUGUCACUCCAUGUUCCCUUACUAAGGAGGUGAGUGAACCGCAGGCCAAGUUUUUCAGAUCCACAUCAAAAACAAUAGGUCCGAAUAGUUACAAUGAAAUUUUAGCUUUUUUGAGUGAUUCGGAUGUCACAUUGUUUCAGCUAUUUGCUUCAGUAUACCAGUUAUUGCUAGCUGUUGAAACGGGACAACCAACUGCGACAAUACUUACAGAUAUCGAUCUACGGGCAGAAAUACCGGCAAUAGCAAAUGAGGUAGUCAGAGGGAUAAAUGUUAUACCUCUAUCAGCUCAACCCUCCAACGAUAUGACGUUUAGUGAGUUUCUUGAAGAAAACAAAAAACAAAUGAUAGCAGACAUAGAGCAUGGACAGUUGCCGUAUAUAGAUAUAGUAAAUUUUCUACAGCCGGAAAAUAAGGCCAGUUUCGGUCGCCAUUAUCUCAUUAUGAAUGACAUGAUCAAGUUUGACAUGCUCGCAAGUGGAACGCCUGACCACCCAUACACGGUAUCGAUUAAGAACAUUUGGCUUGCAAAGUUAAGUAAGGAAACCAUUUGUCAGGUGGUGUACAAUAAAACUAAACAAAGCAUCACCAUUCACUUCUACUACAAUGAACGUAUAUGUGGAGUAGAAAGAGGAAGACAUUUGGGGGAAAAGCUUUUUCAGAUAUUGCAUCAUGGAAUAAGGAAUAGACAUCAAACAAUAGGAACUGUUUUUCACAAAACAGAUUGUUUCCAUGGCCCAAAACAAUUGAAACAGCCUGACAUUGCAAAUGAAAGUCAUUCCUCUCCGGCUGAGGAAAUCCAGCUAUCAUCACCAAGCAAAUACAGACCUCGAACACAUCUGAACGUCCAACCGAUGGAAAUUAUCAAUGGUUAUUUUCAAAAGCAAACAAAAGCUGGUUGGAGUCACCGUGUCUAUGUCACUUUACUGGAGCAUCAAGACAACGACAAUGACGCUAAAUGGAUAACGAUUCAGUGGAGCAAAAAACCUGGAAGGUCAACGAAAUCGCUUUCAGUGUCGACGUGUGAUUCUAUCUCCAUGUUGAACCUGAACCGUCAACACUCGAUAGUUGUGCAGGCACGCGAGAGGCAACUUGUCAUAUGCACCCCGGAACACGAGGUUGCGCAACGGUGGAUGACAUUGCUUGAGAACUGCGCAAAAAGACCAACUAGACUUUAAUUGGAUGGCUCCCCAAGCAAAGGUUGAUAAACAUUGUUGGCAAAUAAGUCCGAAGAGAACACGUCGAUAUUUCGUGAUGUAACAAAGAACUGUUUGUUCAUGAUUCUUUGUUAUGAAUGAUUUGACUUGACACUUACUAUGGCUCGUGAAGUACAGUGUUUUGGCUAUUUCUGAUAUAGUUCUUUAAUUAUAAUCAAGCCAAUAUAUUGCAAAAUGUGUUAACUAUGUACUCAGUGAUGUUGACUGUGUAUACAGUCAGGCCUUUCGAACGGUCGUACGACGAGGUAUUGCAAGACUAAUAUUUUCAGAGUUGAAAGUUUUAGACGGAAUAUUUAAGAUAUUUGUUUCAAAAUAAAUAUAGUCAAUACUCAGUUCGAGUAAGUGAUCGUACGAUAAGUUCUUUGAUUACCAUAUUUUCAGAGCCAAUCAGAUGCUAGAUAAAUUUUACAAAGGCUAGAAUGUCAAAGAUGUGAACGCUUGAAACCAGGUUCAAUUGAAACAUGUUUAGUCUCCUGUAUAUAUGUAUCCUUUGUCAAAAUAGUAUGGUAAAAUCGAAAACUUGAACAUGUCCUAUGCUUAUAUUUUUUAAACUUUACUUAAAGACUCGUAUUUGUACAAAUAAUUUACAAACGUUUCCAUGUGUUUUGUAUAUAUAGUGCACUAAUUCUGUUUUUCUGAAAUCAUGCAUUUGUAAAUAGCCGACAAAUUCUAAUACAGCUGUAGCCAAUUGUAUACAACUGGUUAAUUAUUUUGUUUGGUCAAAUUUAGCCAAAAUGUUUAUUGACUGACCAUUGUUUUCCAAUAAUAACUAUAAACCAAUCAUUAAAUCAUUUAAAUUUUCCAAUUGGCCAAAAGACAACCUGCGGACGACAUAUCAAGGUUUAAUACAAUUGGUUGCGGUAGAACUUUUUCCAACACAUAAGUAUGUGAGUAUUGCAUUAUAUAUUUGACUAGUCGCUAGUUGUCAAACAAUCAGAUUAUAUUGUAAAUAAAUAGUAGCACAUGGUUGCAUUAGCUAAUGCACUGACUCGAAAUAAUUGGUUUUGCGAAUGGCCAGUUGACUGAAAUUCAGUAUAUGCUACAAGUUGAUAUCGUGAUCAUUCUGUGAUUAACUGGCAUGCAACAGCUCCGUAUGUCUGUUAUACACCAUCUCUUCUUACAGUAACAACAAUAAUAAGUGAACUGUACUUUUUUGUCGGUUGUGGCAGGUUAAAACAAAAAAAUGAAGAUAAUCCAUAUUUUUUGUAAAAACCUCUCAUAUAAUAUUAUCACGUAAAUUUUUGGUGAGCUGUCCAUUUACAAGAAGAAUGUGCUUGAUAUGGUUUUAUGUUAUUGAUUGUGCUUACGUAUUGUUUUUCUAUAUUCAUAUUAUUUAAGAAUAUUGCUAAGAAUAUUUUACUACGAAGUUACCACUUCGAUAUGGAUCUUAUUAAUAUGUUAAUUAUUAUUGUAAAUACAUUUGUACUUCAGAUUGUCUACACAUUUAUUGUUACUAUGUUCAAAUGACACUUUCUUUUUGUAGUCAUGUUAAAGCUGCGCUCUCACAGAUUGAACGUUUUGACAACUUUUUUUGUCCUGGAACGAGCCAAUUUUUGCGAAAAUCCAUGGAAACCAGUUAUAUAAGAAUGAUGACAAAAAAUAAUAUCGCAGACUUUUAUUUUUAAGUUUAAAAAUUGAUGUGUUUUGCAUUUUUCCUAAAUCUUUUGUAAAGGUUUAAACCAUAAAACAUUUAUUUUCGAACGGAAAUAUAAAAAUCUAUGAUCUGAUUUUUUGUCAGCAAUCUUAGAUCACAGUUUUGCAGAUAUUUACGCAAAAAUUUGCUCUUUCUAAGACAAAAAAUAAAAAAGUUGUAAAAAUGGUAUAUCUGUGAGAGUGCAGCUUUAAAAUGUGUGCUAUACUGGUGACUAUUACUUUCUUAUGUUUUGGUGUUGAUAAUGGUUGCACAACUUGGGUGUUAUGACAUCAUGCUAUCAAAACACUUUAAUAUAGAAGAUGGUCUUACAACCUUUUAUUGUUAAAACUUAAAUGCCAUGCGUUUAACUGAUGUGGUUGUCUGUACAUGCCAGAUUAACAUCAUUAACACCAUUUAUUCUAUAGUGUAUUUGUUAUUACUUUCAUAUAGUUUGUUUAUGUCUUUAAGUUCUUAAUAAUUUAACAUAAUUACAUUCAUAAAAUAAAAUAUCGUAAACUUC
Molecule: messenger RNA, 10285 nt
Organism: Mya arenaria
Lineage: Eukaryota; Metazoa; Mollusca; Bivalvia; Myida; Myidae
Product: phthioceranic/hydroxyphthioceranic acid synthase-like
Exons: 11
Coding region: 138-8093 (2651 amino acids)
Biological process (GO): fatty acid biosynthetic process
Molecular function (GO): 3-oxoacyl-[acyl-carrier-protein] synthase activity; fatty acid synthase activity
Source: RefSeq, a predicted model, not a curated record